Molecule: messenger RNA, 4723 nt
Organism: Anopheles bellator
Lineage: Eukaryota; Metazoa; Arthropoda; Insecta; Diptera; Culicidae
Gene: Ire1
Product: serine/threonine-protein kinase/endoribonuclease IRE1
Exons: 5
Coding region: 345-3815 (1156 amino acids)
Biological process (GO): protein phosphorylation; mRNA processing; intrinsic apoptotic signaling pathway in response to endoplasmic reticulum stress
Cellular component (GO): IRE1-TRAF2-ASK1 complex
Molecular function (GO): RNA endonuclease activity; protein serine/threonine kinase activity; ATP binding
Source: RefSeq, a predicted model, not a curated record
UGCUACGCGGAUCGAGCUAUUGCCGAGGGAGGUGUUAGUGUCAGUGAAAAUAAAGGGCCUCUAGAGGCAACGUUGCUGUAGUUGAUGACUCUGCAUAUGACGGUGCUUACCUUUGGUGAAAAACAGUGUGCAUGUGUUAUUCUAAAGUUUUAUUUCGCGCUUUACAUUGGCGAUUUUGCUGACCGAACGGAUAGGAUUUUACUUUCGCGUUCUCUUUGUGCGGCCGCCGCGUUGGCUAAGUGUGUUCUGAGGCAAGCCUUAUUUGAUCAACCGGUUCCGAACCGUUCUAUGUGAAUUGUUUGCGUAUCCUACUACGAUCAUCCUGAAGCCCGCAAGGAAGCACGAUGUAUCAACGCAAAACGCAGUUAAUAUUGCUGCUGGCAACAGUCGGCCUACUAAUCAGAACAACUGCGUCGUCGUCGUUAUCGGAGCGACAGGACUGCACAGCAGUUGCAAAGGAUGAGGAAACGAUGCUGGUCUUUUCGACGCUCGGCGGCGGACUGACGGCCAUCGAGCCGCUGACCGGCGAGACACGUUGGUCGAUCGACGACGAACCGACGAUCCGUGUGCCGACCCCGUCCUCCAUGAGCGCACACUAUCUGCCCGAUCCGCGGGACGGCAGCCUCUACCGGAUGAACGGUCUCGAAGGAGGUCUGAAGAAACUCCCGUACACCAUUCCGCAGCUGGUGGCCAGUGCACCGUGUCGAUCGAGCGACGGGAUUCUGUAUUCUGGCAAAAAGAGUGACGUUUGGUUUCUGAUCGAUCCGAAAACGGGAAAACGUGAGAAGGUGCUAGGUUUCGGCGGACCACUGCCGUCGCAACAGCCACCAGCCACUCGCGAUGGAGUCGGCACGGGAGCUAGAUCGGAUGCAAUCGGUUGGGCCACGUCUCGAGCCGUCUAUUUAGGCCGCACUCAGUACACCGUCAUGAUGUAUGACAGCCAAGCCAACGAUGGCAACAGCAAACCUUGGAACGUAACGUUUUUCGACUAUACAGCUCACACGAUGGCGCCGGAGCUGACCAAGGAGUACGAGUUCCUUCACCUCACCAGCAGUUCGUCGGGGCUAACGGCCACGUUCGAGCAGAAGAAAGGCACUCCGCUUUGGCAGAAGGAUCUUUCCAGUCCGGUGGUGGCAGUGUUUGUGCUCAGUUCCGAAGGUCUGCUGAGUGUUCCUUUCCAGACCGUCUCCGAUGAGGUGCUGCAGGAGGUGAACGAGCGAGCGAAAAGUGGCAACUACGAUGAUCUCAAAUUAUUUGAAACCGUCUAUGUUGGUGAGGCGGGAAACAACCUGUACGCGAUCCCUUCGCUGGUAGAUAAGAGUACCGCCACAUUGCCCUCCGAACCGUCCAUCAAUUUACUGGGGGGUCCGUCCAAAACCGGUCCACUAAGCACACUCGUUGAUCGCGAACGCGACGGCGCCGGCGAUGAUCGUCCCAGCCGAGAGCUCAUCUCAAAAUCUCGUGCACGAGGUAAAAACGAAAACAUCAUCAUUCUAGGCCACUACCAAACGCCCAAAAUAGAUGACCGCAUCAAGCUCGACAUUGCUCCGAGUUCACCCUCGUCGAUGGGACGAGGUUUCUGGAAGCACCAUGAGCUUUCGACACUACUGGUGGCCGAUCACUUUGAUUCGCCCAGCGUCGGGUUACCAAAGCUGGAACGCAAACACCUGAACACAAUCGGUAUGCAAACGGAACCGGAGGACAAGAUCGAGUUCGGUGAAACGAACGAAACAAAGACCGAUGAUGCGAGUGGUAGAAGCGAUCAAAUCCGGGCGAUGGUCAAACAAAUUUAUCGAUACACACUACGCUGGCUUGAUGCGCAGCCGAACAAACUGCCCACGAUGUUGCUACUCACGCUGCUGUGUAUGGUGAUCGUUGGCUUUUGGUAUUUCCAUCGGCAAAUGAAAGCGCUGCAGGAACAGAGCCAGGGCGGAUCGCAGUCGAGCAACUCCAACCGAAGUGGCGCUGGAAAUGGUAGUGGCAGUACCGGCGGGAGCUACAGUGAACCGAUAGACUUCGGUGAUGGUGAAAUGCGCGUGGGAAAGAUCAACUUUAACGUACAGAAUGUGCUCGGCAAGGGUUGCGAGGGAACGUUCGUGUUUCGGGGUAGCUUCGAGAAACGGGAAGUGGCCGUAAAACGCAUCCUACCCGGGUGUUUCACGUUGGCCGAUCGCGAAGUGGCGCUGCUGCGAGAGAGCGAUGCGCACGAAAAUGUGGUGCGUUACUUUUGCACCGAGCAGGAUCGACAGUUUCGGUACAUUGCCGUCGAGCUGUGUGCCGCUACGUUGCAGGAUUACGUUGACGGUAAAGCGUCGUCAGCGGUCCCAGCAGCAACGACAGUGACGGUGUCUCUGUUGCGACAGAAAAUCUCUGCCCUCGAUAUCCUACGCCAAGCCACGAGCGGACUUAUGCACCUCCACGCACUCAGCAUCGUUCACCGGGACAUUAAACCGCAAAACAUCCUCCUCUCCCUGCCCGACAAUCGACAGCGCGUGCGGGCCAUGAUCUCGGACUUUGGGCUGUGCAAGAAACUGAACUACGGAAAGGUGAGCUUCUCGCGUCGCUCGGGUGUGACCGGUACCGACGGAUGGAUCGCCCCUGAAAUGCAGCGUGGCCAGCGUGCCACUACGUCGGUAGACAUUUUCUCGCUUGGGUGCGUGUUCUAUUAUGUGCUGUCGGAUGGUUUUCACCCGUUCGGCGACAACCUCAAGCGGCAGGCAAACAUACUCUCCGGUGAGUUCGAUCUCGCUAUGCUGCGGCGCGAAAAUCCACUUCCGGACAACCGGACCGUGCUGGCGGAAGAGAUCGUACACGAUAUGAUUCGAAGCGAUGCGUCGAAGCGACCUUCGGCCCGUGCAAUCGCAAAUCAUCCACUGUUCUGGAGCAACGAACGCGUGCUGGCGUUCCUGCAGGAUGUGAGCGAUCGGGUGGAAAAGUCAGAAAUUAUGGCCGAACCCCUGCGAUCGCUGGAGAAAAACGCACGCUUUGUGGUACGGGAAGACUGGAGCCGCCAUCUGGACGCAGAAGUAACGGCUGAUCUUCGCAAGUUCCGUGGCUACCAGGGGUACAGCGUGCGUGACCUGUUGCGCGCCUUAAGAAAUAAGAAACAUCACUACCACGAAUUGACGCGGGAAAUGCAAUAUGCCCUGGGAACGAUACCACACGAGUUCACCGACUAUUGGAUCAGUCGAUUUCCGCGGCUUCUUUCGCACAGCUAUCAUGCCCUGGCAGACAACUCAAGGGAACCGAUCUUUCGUCAGUACUACAACGACGAGGAAGAUAGUCACACCGGUGGUGGACCACCGGGGGGCCCUCACGGAGGAUAUAAGUUCACGAAACCAGUCUACUUCCUUCGGGAUGAUAAUGACAACUGCGAGCUGCUACGCUACUACGAACUCGCGCAAGCCAUGAAAACGAGUACCAAGAGUCCCAAACGACGAAUGGUCGGUGACGGAGGUAGCGGGGAAGCGGGGAAGAUGCUUACCGGCGGCCACAACAACAAACGGGGAACGUACAAUUUUGGCAAAACCGUGUCCGGCGGGUUCAUUACACGCCAGCAAGUUCGUGAGAACGACAGCGGGACAUUGGACGAUCGACGCGCCUCGGUGCAGGGAGCUGACGCUGGAGGGGAGAACGAUGCGAUCUCAGAUGGAGGUGUUAAUCAACGGCGUAGGUAUGUUACUGGCACUGGCCCUGGAAACCCCAAUAGUGCCUCUGUCACCACCGCUAAUCAGAACAACACUGUCAAACGCCGUGAAGCACAAACGAAAGUCACGUGGAAUUUAGAUGGUAUGGCCGCCUCCCGGCCCGAAUAGGAUUGUAGGCAGCGAGAAAAUGUUAGAAUCUCUGUUUGAUUUUCGAGUACGGCAGAGAUGCAGAUAAUUUUCUAAUCGAAAGGUUAUAAACUUAGUACUUUUCUAAUUUCUAAUUUUGAUAGUUCUGUCGAACGAACAUGGUUGAAAGAGCAAUGGAGGAGACACUUUUUAAAAGUAUAUUUUCGUAAUAUUAUUUAGUAAUUUUCUAUGUUACGUCCACGCGUAUACUAUGGUAGAAAAACGUCUGUUGUAGCUCAUCCCUGUUCCAUGUCUAGUUUACCACUGUGUUAUGAGUUCUACGUACGUAAGCACAUGUUUGACCAUCACUUAUCACGAAAGACCCCCGUGUCCGGCGUGUCACGUUGCGAAACCUGUUGCACCAUUGAACACACACAAGAGUUGGCGGUUUAUUACUACAAUGAGAUCGCUUAUUGGCGGCGCACCCCGGUUAAGUAGGGUAAUCAAUUUACUAGUUUAAGAAACUAUGGUUGCCCCAAACAUUCCUAUCAAUAUCCGCCUUGAAACUAAUAUGAACCCCUCCUUGUGAACACGGGGUUUUUAUCCAGCGGCCAACGAAAGAAUGUGCCCCUUUCCUAACCUGUCCUAACCUUUUGUAAGAAAAACGUGAAAUAAUGACCAGAGACGCGGGAAAAUCUUUUACGACCUUGUCUGUGAUAUCGUGGUUAGCGUUUAAGGAGCGGGCAUUUAAUUGAGAGGGAAUAUUUGUAAACGAGCAUAACUUGCUAGUGAUUAACUUGUUUAGGUAAUACACAAGCUCAGACAUUGUUCCAGCGGCGGUUUCAUGGUUACAACCGACAGCACACCACUGGCCGGUAAGCAGCACAAUGCGUUCAACGACCAGUCCAAACGGAGUGUAAAUAUUUAUUCAUUGUUUUGUGCUAAAUAAA